Messenger RNA from Urocitellus parryii (Arctic ground squirrel), 945 nucleotides. Its product is annotated as olfactory receptor 5A1-like. Gene Ontology annotation, molecular function: G protein-coupled receptor activity; olfactory receptor activity. Lineage: Eukaryota; Metazoa; Chordata; Mammalia; Rodentia; Sciuridae. The record is from RefSeq and is a predicted model, not a curated record. Gene Ontology annotation, cellular component: membrane. Gene Ontology annotation, biological process: G protein-coupled receptor signaling pathway.
AUGGCUGUGGGCGAGAACGUCAGCACCAUGACCAAUUUCAUCCUGUGGGGAUUUUCUGAGCAUCCACAACUGCAARUUGUCCUCUUUUUGUUGUUUCUGGGGAUCUACCUCGUGACUCUGGCUGGAAACCUGGGUCUCAUGGUCCUGAUCAGGAUGGAUCCACACCUCCAGUCGCCCAUGUAUUUCUUCCUGGGAAACCUGUCCUUUGUGGACCUCUCAUACACCUCCUCUGUAGCCCCAAAGAUGCUCUGGGACUUCUUCCGCGAGCAGAAGACCAUCUCCUUUGCGGGCUGCGCUGCUCAGUUAUUCUGCUUCAUUGGGAUGGGAGGCACUGAGUGCUGUCUCCUGUCGGCCAUGGCAUAUGACCGGUAUGCUGCCAUCUCCAGGCCUCUGCUCUACCCAGCCCUCAUGUCACCUGCCAUCUGUGUGAGGAUGGCCGUUACAGCAUAUKCGGGAGGAUUCCUCACUGGACUGGUCCAAACCAGCUCCAUAUUCCAGCUCCAUUUCUGCGGACUGCGAGUCAUUAACCACUUUUUCUGUGACCUGCCACCCCUGAUGGCCUUGUCUUGCUCCCCUACCUUCCUCAGCCGGGUGUUGAAUGUUCUCAUGGUGUGCGCAGUUGGUGGGACCUCAGCUCUUCUCGUCUUGGUGUCCUAUGGCCACAUCAUUGCUGCCGUCCUGAAGAUCCGUUCGACCCAGGGGCAGAUAAAGGCUUUCAACACCUGCGCCUCCCAUCUGACCACAGUGAUCCUCUUCUACGGCUCUGGCCUCUUCUCGUACCUCCAGUCUAGUGCUGGCUACUCCCAGGACAAAGGUAAGGUGGCAUCUGUGUUCUACGGAGCAGUGAUCCCCAUGCUGAACCCCAUCAUCUAUAGUCUGCGAAACAAGGAGAUCAAAGAUUCAUUGAAAAAACUCAAGAAGGGGAAAAAGCACAUCGUUCUUUGA